AAUUUUUAUAGAAAAAUUCUAAAUAUUACCCACAACUCUUUGAAAUAUGAGCUCUCAAAGCGCUUUCUGCCGUUUCCAUGGCCAUUACUCUUCUCCGAGGCCAUCCUUAGUAUGAUUAAACUUUCCCGGAAAGUUUUUUACGUCAAACUCAGACGUAGACUCCUAUGUCGCGUUUCCCUCCUCGGCCGAUGCCUCAUGCGCCUCUGGGAUCGAUUUCUCCUCAUUUCUAGGCCCAAAUCCAUCAAGUAUAAACAGUUGCUAAGAGCAACUACCUUUGCUGCUAAGCCUGUUCCUUCUGCUACUACUCCUGCUUUUCCUCCUCCUCCUCCUCCUCCUCCUCUUCCUCCUCCAGCCCUGCAGUCUUCAGGGGAGGCCGGUUUUGCGAGGUGUCGUGAGCGUGAUAAGGACUCGGAUUUGGUUGCUUUGAAGAUCAGUCUUCUGGGUGAUUGCCAGAUUGGAAAAACAAGUUUUGUGAUUAAGUAUGUAGGAAACGAGAAAGAACAAGGAGAUAUUCAGACGUCAGGGAUAAAUUUGAUGGACAAAACUCUUUAUGUUGGAGGUGCAAGGAUUUCUUAUAGUAUCUGGGAAGUAGGAGGUGAUGAAAAAGCUCAUAAUCACAUUCCAAUGGCUUGUAAAGACUCAGUAGCAAUCCUGUACAUGUUUGAUCUUACUAGCAGGUGUACCUUGAAUAGUGUCAUCAGUUGGUAUCACCAAGCAAGGAAAUGGAAUCAGAAUGCCAUUCCAGUGCUGAUUGGAACCAAGUUUGACGAUUUCAUCCAACUUCCCAUUGACCUGCAAUGGACAGUUGCAAGUCAGGCAAGAGCGUACGCUAAGGCCCUAAAUGCGACGCUCUUCUUCUCGAGCGCAACCUACAACAUAAACGUGAACAAGAUCUUCAAAUUCAUCACAGCAAAACUCUUCAACUUGCCAUGGACUGUGGAGAGAAAUCUGACAGUUGGAGAGCCCAUGAUCGAUUUCUAGAGAGCUGAUAAAUUGUGCUGCAGCAGCAUCUGCAGAAUGUCAAGUUGUACAUUGAAGAGAUCUGCAGUAUCAGAAGAAAAUAGCUAAAUAGUCUUAUUGGAUGUUGGCCAGUAGAUGAUGAAGGGUAUAUGCAUAUGAUCUAUUGACAGUUUCAGUUCAUGGUUUUGUUUGGAAUGCAGUGGAGAGGAAGGAGAGGCGGAUGCGCCCCCAUAUCUCCUUGGAUAUUUAACAUUUGUAGGGAAGUAAGUUGAGUUCAUGAACCGAGAUAAAAGGGUUGAACUUUUCAAAUAUGCUAGCCUAUGUCCUCAAUAAUUUUUCUCAAUAAUUCUUCAAUAUUGUGUUAAUAUUGAUCAAUUUUACAAACUGAGAAUGGGAAAAAGGAAAGGAAAAUGUGGGUGUUAUUUGGGUAGCAUUUUGGAAGUGUUUUUGUUGCUUUGAGGAAAGAAAAUCAAAGCAAUUUCUUUAA
Vitis riparia (riverbank grape) is the source of this 1447-nucleotide messenger RNA. RefSeq names its product septum-promoting GTP-binding protein 1-like. Lineage: Eukaryota; Viridiplantae; Streptophyta; Magnoliopsida; Vitales; Vitaceae. The coding region runs from base 112 to 981 and encodes 289 amino acids. The transcript is spliced from 6 exons. Gene Ontology annotation, molecular function: GTPase activity; GTP binding. The record is from RefSeq and is a predicted model, not a curated record.